CCCACGUGGCACAUGCUACUGUAAAGCUAGAGCUAGAGAUGGAGAAGUGUUUAACAAGUGUCGAUUUCUCAGAGUUUGGGCAUGAUAAAAGCUUGGAUAGAGGUGUAGUCAUAGAUGAUAAUGACUCAGGCUCAGAAAGCUGUGAGGAGACCCGGAAAAUGGUGUUGAAACAAAACAGGAAAGGGAAGAAGUCUGGUGGAUUCCAAUCCAUGGGUUUGAGUUAUGCUGUUUUCUCUGCCGUAAUGAAGAAAGGCUACAGAGUGCCCACUCCCAUUCAGAGGAAGUGUAUCCCUGUGAUAAUGGACGGAAAAGAUGUUGUUGCCAUGGCGAGAACAGGAUCAGGGAAGACGGCUGCCUUUCUUGUCCCUCUAUUUGAGAGACUCAAGACCCACUCCUCUAAGAUUGGAGCUAGAGCUCUCAUCUUGUCUCCAACUAGGGAACUGGCUACACAAACUAUGAAGUUCACAAAAGAGCUUGGACGUUUCACUAGUCUUCGAGCAACCCUGGUACUGGGAGGAGACAAGCUGGAGGCUCAGUUUGCCUCCAUGCAUGAGAAUCCAGACAUUAUUAUUGGCACCCCCGGACGCUUUCUCCACUUGGUUGUAGAGAUGGGACUAAAACUGUCUUCGAUUGAGUAUGUGAUUUUCGACGAGGCUGACCGUUUGUUUGAAAUGGGAUUUGCUGAGCAGUUGCUAGGUAUCGUUCAACAGCUUCCUGAAACCAGACAGACCCUCUUGUUUUCUGCCACUCUCCCAAAGCAGCUUGUGGAGUUUGCAAAGGCUGGACUCAAGGACCCCGUGUUGGUUCGACUAGACGUGGACUCUAAACUGAGCGAGCAACUCAAACUUCACUUCCUGGCUACUCGUGCUGAUGAUAAACCAGCUGUCCUCCUCUACCUGUUACGUAAUGUCGUCUCAGCGGGGGAGCAAACUGUUGUGUUUGCAGCCACUAAACACCACGUGGAAUAUCUUAAAGAGCUCCUGACAGCAGCUGGCAUAUCGGCCACUCAUACGUACAGCUCUCUGGACCAGACUGCCCGUAAGAUCAACGUGGCCAAGUUUGUCAACAAGAAAGCCUCUGUCAUGAUUGUCACCGAUCUCGCUGCUAGGGGCAUUGACAUACCUAUGCUGGACAAUGUCGUCAAUUACAACUUCUCGUGCAAGCCAAAGCUGUUUGUUCACAGAGUGGGUCGUGUUGCCAGGGCUGGUCGCAGUGGGUGUGCCUACUCUCUCCUCUCGUCUGAUGAAGUGCCCUACAUGCUGGACCUCCACCUUUUCCUGGGCAGGCCGCUCCAAAUGAGCUCUGCAUCGAAACAGCUUGUAUCUGGUACCUAUGGCAGUGUUCCCCAGUCAAUCAUAGACAGUGAGCAUGACACUCUGAGGAAGCUACACUCCACCUCUCCAGUAGAAUUGGACGAACUCCACAGAAUCUCCACAAAUGCUCAGAAACAGUACGUCAGGUCCCGAACCCAACCAGCCCCAGAGUCAGUGAAGAGAGCUAAAGAUCUCGUUCCGUCGGUGUUGCCUGCCCACCCAAUGUUUGAGCAGCUGUGCUCUCAGGAGGACAUGGCCAGUAGUCGCCUUCUGGACUCACUCAAAUCAUAUAGACCAAAUCAGACCAUAUUUGAGAUACACUCGACCAGUAAAACCACAGCUAAGCAGGUCAUGAAGACUAAAAGGAAAUACCAUGGUGAAGUACUAAGUGCUGUUAGACAGAAGACGGGUCAAUCUUCAUCUGAAGCAGCUGCUUCCACUGAUGGUGACGCUGCCGAUAGUGGUGAGCUCCGAUUAGAUGAGUCCAGCAAACAGCCGAGUCAUCGUGAUGAGGAGCAUUACUUGAAAUACACUUCGUCUGAUGUCCACUCUGAAAGAGGUCUGUCUCUAGGGUCAAGCUUUCAGAGAGACGCGGAGGGAGCUGCACUAGACUUAGCCGGAGACGACGACCAGACUUCAAAAAAGAAAACCAAUAUCAAGACAUGGGACAGAAAACGUAAGAAGUUUGUUGGGGACAGCAAUCAGCCCAAGAGAGUCAAAACGGAGAGCGGCCAUUGGAUAAAGGCCUCUUACAAGAGCCAUGCCUAUCAGGAGUGGAAGGACAGAUACAAGCUAGACACACCUCUAGCAGGAGCUGAAGAAGACACACAGGCAAUCUCGCUCAAGAAACCCUCUAGAGGAAGAAAGGGACGAUUUGCAGAAGCUGAGGAAGAUACACAGUUUAAGAAACCUUCUCGAGGAAGAAAGGGACGAUUUGGGACAAGUAAAGUAGAAAAAGAAGGCAAAGGAACAGUUGGUGGCCUCAGGUCUAAAGGAGAGAUACUAAAGAAGCGAAAAAUGAAGAACAUGCAAGAAAUGGCUCGAAAGCGAAAGUCUAAGAAGCAAUCAGCUGGCAGUAGUAAACAAAAGUGAUUAAGUCACAUGACUUUUUGUUACAAUUAUGUCAUGCACAUGUACAUGUACGUGUCACAUGCUGUUGUACGAACUGUUUUGUGCAAAUUAAAUUUAUGAUGAACAUUGAACAUUGAGUGUGAAUAUCAUACAUGUGUCAUGCAUCAUAAUGUUUGUCAAGAGUUCUUUGAUAAUCUGA
Messenger RNA from Halichondria panicea, 2583 nucleotides. Its product is annotated as ATP-dependent RNA helicase DDX54-like. Gene Ontology annotation, cellular component: nucleus. The record is from RefSeq and is a predicted model, not a curated record. Gene Ontology annotation, molecular function: RNA binding; RNA helicase activity; ATP binding. The transcript has 15 exons. The coding region runs from base 39 to 2405 and encodes 788 amino acids. NCBI's taxonomy places the organism in Eukaryota, Metazoa, Porifera, Demospongiae, Suberitida, Halichondriidae.